Nycticebus coucang (slow loris) is the source of this 2070-nucleotide messenger RNA. RefSeq names its product AP-5 complex subunit zeta-1-like. The record is from RefSeq and is a predicted model, not a curated record. Gene Ontology annotation, cellular component: AP-5 adaptor complex. Lineage: Eukaryota; Metazoa; Chordata; Mammalia; Primates; Lorisidae.
UGCUGCAGUCCACCGUCUGCCUGCCUGUGUGCCCCGAGCUGCUCCAGGUUCUCUGUGCCACCAUCCUAAAAGAGAUGUCACCCUCCGACAGCCUAAGCCUAUCCUGUGACCGCACCCAGAACACCUGGCAGCUGAGCCUAGUGGCCUCCGUGCUUUUGGCCCAGGGCAACAGGAGAGAUGAGGUCAGAACCGUGGCCCAGCACAUUCUGAGAGCCCUGGAGAGCCGGCAGCCUGAAGGGCCUAGCCUAAGGCACCUUCUCCCCAUCGUGUCAAAGGUUGUGGGCCUCAGCCCUGGCAUCCUCCAGGAGGACCAGACCACCCUGCUCAGCAAGAGACUCAUUGACUGGCUUCGAUACGCCAGCAUCCAGCAAGGGCUCCCACACUCUAGUGGCUUCUCUGCAUCCAGGGCCUGGCAGCCAGGCCCCAUCACUGAGGUGGAUGGGGCAGUGGCCACAGACUUCUUCACGGUGCUGUCCAUGGGCCACCACUUUACGGAGGACCAGUGGCUGAAUGUGCAGGUUUUCUCAAUGCUACGGGCCUGGCUACUGCACGGCAGCCCUGAGGGUCUGGAUGCCCCAGACACAGAUGACAAGUCGGAGCUGGAAGGCUCUACCCUAUCAGUGAUUUCUGCCACUUCUGCCACCAGCCGCCUGCUGCCCCCCCAGGAGCGGCUAAGGGAGGUGGCCUUUGAGUACUGCCAGUGCCUCAUUGAGCAGAGCACCCGACGAGCUCUGAGGAAGGGGGACUCAGACCUGCAGAAGGCUUGCCUGGUGGAGGCCGUGCUGGUCCUGGACGUGCUGUGCCGGCAGGACCCCUCCUUCCUGUACCGUACCAUCUCCUGCCUGAAGGCCCUGCUCGGGUGGCUGAGUGGGGAUCCAGCCUCUGUGCAGGUACUACUGCCACUGGCCCACUUUUUCCUGAUACAUGGAGAGGCAGCUGCAGUGGACUCAGAAGCCAUGUAUCAGCACCUGUUCACCAGGGUUCCGGCUGAGCGCUUCCACAGCCCCUUGCUGGCCUUCGAGUUCAUCCAAUUCUGCAGGGACAUCCUGCACCUGUUUGGAGAGAACCUCAGCGUCCUCAAACUGACUUUCCCUAACCUCUUUAAGUUCCUGGCCUGGAAUAGCCCACCCACCUCAGAGUUCGUGGAGCUCCUGCCAGCUCUGGUGGACUCUGGCACAGCUGUGGAGAUGCUACACUCACUGCUGGACCUGCCCUGCCUGACCGCAGCCCUAGAACUGCAGCUCAGGUCGUGGCCAUCUGCAUCCGAGAGGCCACUCUGGGAUACCUCACUCAGGAUCCCCAGCUGCCUGGAGGCCUUCUGGGACCCACAGUUUCAGGGUCUUUUCCAGCACCUGUUGCACCCCAAGGCCAGCGGCACCAUAGAGAGGUUGGCGCCACUCUACCAGUUGCUGCAGCCCAUGGCCAGCUGCGCUCGGGUGGCCCAGUGUGCUGAGGCCGUGCCCACCCUGCUCCACAUGUUCUUUUCAGCAGUGACCCAGGUCACCAAUGGGUCCCUGACCAACCAGCUGGCACUCCUGCUCCUAGAGAGAAGUGACUCACUUUACCAAGUCCUGUAGUACGAAGCCUGCGUGCACAGGGUGCUGAGCUCCCAGUUUCUGGUCCUGUGCAAGCUAAAGCCCUCUCUGGUGGUCAAGCUGGCCAGAGACCUGCUGGAGUUCCUGGGCAGUGUGAGCAGCAUCCAUAGCAGAGCAAGCCUGGUCACCAGUGUGGUGUGGGCUGUUGGUGAGUACCUGUCAGUGACCUGUGACCGGAGGUGCACUGUGGAGCAGAUCAACAAGUUCUUCGAAGCCCUGGAGGCCCUGCUGUUUGAGAUCACCUAGUCCCGUCCUUCUACCACCCUGCCUAGAUGUCCACAACACGUUGUCACCAUGCUUAUGACCACACUUACUAAGCUGGCCUCCCGGAGCCAAGACCUAAUCCCCAAGGUCUCUCUGUUACUGUCAAAGAUGAGAACCCUGGCCCAGAGCCCAGCUUCCAACUGCUCACAAGUUGAAGAGGGCGCAGAAGCCAUCCGUACCCGGGCCACAGAACUGCUGAACCUGCUGAAGA